AUGAUUAGGGACCAUAAGGCUCCUGCUGGCCCGAGACCAGCUUCGCAGUCCCCGACUCGAUCGGCCAAGGAGAACGUCAACCCGAUUAACAGAAUCGAUAACGAGCCAAUGCUUCACGCAUCGUCGUCUAAUAAUCAUUCACUCUUCUCCUUUGGUCGGAAUGGGGAUUCGGGCGAUGUAGGAGACAGCACCACAGGCUCUUUCGAAUUUCUACCCUCCGUCAGUUUCGAUGAUCUCCAGAGUAGCCUCGAGUCAGCCACCAACGAUCUAAGACUGACACAAUUUCCUUCGCCAUCCGGUCAAGGAAGCAUUCUCGACGAACAAUCAUCAGACAGGAUGGUCAGGCAGUCUUCGGGUACUAGCCUAAAUGGCGCAACGACCCGUACAGGAGCUCAGCCAAACCCCACUCCUAAUGCAGCCACCAGACCGGGAAGAUCUGGUUCGAUACUUAGAAGGCCCAGCACGGCAAAUCGCCAGGUUAGCAGCGGCUCUAUAGCGUCCAUGUCUUCCAACAUUGCCGAUGCGCCGGUUGCGCCUGCUGCGAUGAGAAAUAGACGCCAGAAUCAUUACCCACCGGUUUCUAGCAGUAACCUUGCAAAGCAGCCGAGAAAGUCGAUUGGUCCUAGCGUUGUCGAGACUGAUUUUGGGGCUAGAGUGCAGAAAAGAAGACCGAGUUUAAUAUCAGAUGGAUCGGAGAGAGCUAUAGUGGGUUCAGCUCGGACAUCGAUUGACAUUUCCUCGGGACAGCCUGGUGAUGGGUCAAGAACGUAUGCAAACGCGCGAGCCACGAAGGCUCGUUCAGUACAACCUGCACCAAGAAUAUCAGCCAACCUCUCUGGAGCUACCAGUACCAGCAAUAAUCUUGCCCCGGAUCAGAACCGUAUCUCGGCUGCAUUUUCCAGAUCCCCAAGAGCUGCUGGUAAAGGUUCUACGCCUAGUUCUGCGAGAAGAAUGUCUAUAAUGCCCGGAACACAUGGUUCUCAUGCGACCGGUCUAGGUGCCAGAACAAUCUCACCGACUGAUGCGCAACGAAUGAAGCGCAUGUCAAUCCAUCCUGGGCAGAACGUACCACAAAUUACCAACGCCCCCCCGCCGCCUAUCGAAGUUCGCCCUAACUCACGCUCUCCUUCCAUGAUUCCUCGAAAGACAUCUACCACACCUUCGUCUUUAAGAACAACUCCAGAACUUACGAAUAGAAAAUCCUACAGCUCAGGAUUAUCAGUUGCCUCGGCAAACAGUUUCAAUACCCACCGAACAUCGACUGGUUCCAUUCAGCGGACUAUCCCGCAAGGUGGUCCAGCAUCGAGAUUGCCCGCUCCCAAAACGCUAAACGUACAUAACCCUCCGACAGGGGAAGAUGAAGAAGACGUACCGCCUGUGCCUGCAAUUCCUAAGGUUUACGAAUCGCCCAAGGACUCCCCGGCGGAAAUAUCUUUCCUCGAGAAAAGAAAAUCGACGUAUACGUUAGAUUCGAGUAGUGUGCACAGCACUUCUACGGGAACUCCCUCUGGUACGCCGUCGCAGGAACCAACGAAUAAGUAUCAACGUAAACCCACUACUCGAAAGCACGCGCCGCGGAAGACUCUCGCUGGCCCGGAUGUUGAGCAGAAGAUUGGCAUAAGUCAAUCGAAAAAGAGUCUACAGCCAUUACGACUUCCGCCGCUCACUCUCGGUCCAUUGAGUAUUAACGAAGCAAAGAUUACAGCUUUGCAAAGCCAAAGCGAAGAUGAUGGCAAAUGCAGUCCUCCACUCUCGCGGAUGAUUCCUAAGACGCCAAGCACGCCGAUGACGGCUUCUAGGAGCACAUUCUUCUCUAGACGUACGGAUAAAGAUCCCAAUAAAACAAUGCCACGGAGUAGUAGUUCUAUUCACCAUAGUCGGGUGGAAAGUCCGACCGGGGGAAGUUUGUCUGAAUCGCCGCUUGACUCAUUAGCUAAGAAGCAAAUUCACAAAGUCUCUGCUUCGCCAUUCCUGUCGACACCUGCUCCCAAAAAGGACAGCAUAUUUGGAAGUAGACUAACAAAAUCCAAGACGGUUGGAGACAUAACGCAGCAAAUUGCUAUUGACACCGCUGUGGAAACUAGGCCACCUCAGAAGCCAUCUGGCCCACGCGCGCAGAAGUCGGGUAAGGCAGGAAACAAAUCUCCUGCUGAAAAUAGCCCGGAGGAGCCCCCAACUCCAUCUUCUAUGAGUAAUUUGAGGAGGAAAUUAAGCUUGUCUUGGAAGAGGAGCAGUUCGAAGAGCAGUCACCAUGCGUCUUCCGCAUCUCUUGAUAAGAACUCCGAAAAGCAUGCUCGACAGGAUAGCAUGCCACCUCCGCGAUUGCCGAUUUCAGCGUCCAUGAAUAUAAGCGCGGCGAAGGCUUCUAGUCCAAGCCACACCACGAAACCAUCGGGAUCGUAUUUGGAGUCCAGACGCAGAAAGAGCUCCGCAUCCAGUCUUAAUACCACGUUUACACAGAAGAAUCGUAAUGAUGCUUGGACGAGCUCGAAGGAGGAUGUGGGUAACAGUUCAAUGGUCGAGGCCUCGUCACAAUCUCGGAAUGUGCCCAUGCAGAAGAUACUGCGUCCGAGGCCAUCGACUGCAUCAAUUAAACGCCGUGAUUCUUAUACCGCGGAAUUGGAUAAGGAUGAUAUGAUUGCCGAGGAUGAGAUGAGGAAAAUGGCAUUGAGGAGGAAGGAGACGGAAAUGGCGGCUCGGACGCUGGAUGCUCUCCGCAAGAGAGCGACGCCAAAGGAACGCGUUGGUCCUCACGAGGCAAUCCGGAUAGCCAUGCUAAAUAUUUACGAGAGGGGCGAGAUUGUCGACUAUAACGAUGUCUAUUUCUGUGGCACUCAAAAUGCUAGUAAGGUUGUCGGCGAUUUGAACUCAAAAUUACCCAACUUUGGUUAUGACGACGAGCGCGGAGACUACUCGAUUGUCAUAGGCGAUCACCUUGCGUACCGUUACGAGAUUGUCGAUGUUCUUGGGAAGGGUAGUUUUGGUCAAGUAGUGAGGUGUAUCGAUCACAAAACCGGCGUGCUUGUUGCAGUGAAGAUCAUCCGCAACAAGAAGAGGUUCCAUCAACAGGCUCUUGUCGAAGUCAAUAUUUUGCAAAAGCUUCGUGAAUGGGAUCCUCAAAAUAGGCAUAGCAUGGUCAACUUCACUCACAGCUUCUAUUUCCGCGGACAUCUCUGCAUUUCGACCGAACUUCUCGAUAUGAACCUCUACGAAUUCAUCAAAUCCAACGCAUUCCGCGGGUUUUCUCUGAAACUGAUUAGACGAUUCACCAAACAGAUGUUGAGCUCGCUCAACCUACUUAAACAACACAAGGUGAUUCAUUGUGAUCUUAAGCCGGAAAAUAUUUUACUUCGGCAUCCUAUGCAUUCCGAAAUCAAGGUUAUCGAUUUCGGUUCCAGUUGUUUCGAGAACGAAAAGGUUUAUACAUACAUCCAGUCCCGAUUUUAUCGAUCGCCUGAAGUUAUUCUGGGGAUGACAUACGGCUUACCAAUUGACAUGUGGAGUUUGGGUUGUAUUCUUGCCGAGCUGUACACCGGUGUCCCUAUUUUCCCUGGCGAGAAUGAGCAAGAGCAGCUUGCUUGUAUUAUGGAAGUAUUUGGACCACCGGAGAAGCAUCUCAUUGAAAAGAGUACGAGGAAGAAGCUUUUCUUUGAUUCGAUGGGCAAGCCGCGCUUGACCGUAUCUUCAAAGGGUAGGAGACGCCGUCCGUCGUCCAAGACACUUCAACAGGCCAUUAAGUGUGAUGACGAGCCAUUCCUGGACUUCCUUGCCCGGUGCUUACGAUGGGACCCGGACCGCCGUCUUAAGCCUGAAGACGCCAUACGUCACGAGUUCAUCACCGGUCAGAAGACGUCGGUUCCCGUACCAAGAACACGUGAGUCAUCCCCGGUCAAGCGUCAUAAUACUAUUUCAACGCCGCGACCCCUACCUGAGCCUCCGGGACCCGGUAAGAGUGGACCGACGCUACGGCCCAGAGAAGCGAGUAAUGCCAGUCCUUUAAAGCCAGGCGUGGCAGCGAGACGGACAUCUGCUUUUGCCGGACUGACGUCCGGUACAAAAAGGGCCAGUGCGGGAACAGCUACAACUGUAGGCAACAGCAACCUUCCCCGUGUGGCCGGCCGAACUGUUAGCGGCAAACAAGAUCUGGCCUCCGCGGGGGCUAAUGUUGCUAUGAGUCGACGAGCUUGA
Messenger RNA from Daldinia caldariorum, 4188 nucleotides. RefSeq lists its product as uncharacterized. Gene Ontology annotation, biological process: peptidyl-serine phosphorylation; peptidyl-threonine phosphorylation. Lineage: Eukaryota; Fungi; Ascomycota; Sordariomycetes; Xylariales; Hypoxylaceae. Bases 1 to 4188 code for a protein of 1395 amino acids. Gene Ontology annotation, molecular function: ATP binding; protein serine/threonine kinase activity. The transcript has 3 exons. The record is from RefSeq and is a predicted model, not a curated record.